Oppia nitens is the source of this 921-nucleotide messenger RNA. RefSeq lists its product as uncharacterized. NCBI's taxonomy places the organism in Eukaryota, Metazoa, Arthropoda, Arachnida, Sarcoptiformes, Oppiidae. The coding region runs from base 1 to 921 and encodes 306 amino acids. The transcript is spliced from 2 exons. The record is from RefSeq and is a predicted model, not a curated record.
AUGCUAUUAAUUUUGUCAACUAAAUUUUUGCUAAUAAUUUGUGUGACUUUAUUAGUGACUAUAUGUGAGGCUCAAUAUUAUAACCGUUAYGCCGAUGCCGGUCCUGCAUAUCACACGUCACGCCAGUUGCCARCAUCGGAAUCAUCGUCAUCAUCGAGAAUAGGACAGUUGUUUCGGUCACCAGUGCCUCGACAACGACAUGUUGAACGGGAUAUCUAUCGCAACGAUGAGUCGUCACUGGCGGCACCCUAUAUGAGACAAAGGGCUUCUCCGCCUACAGUCUCACAUAUUUAUGAUUAUAAACCCAACGGUUAUCGGGAAAGUGUACAYUGGAAUAGAGAUUAUCCUCUCAAAGGGGUCGAGUAUGUCGACGAUGACGGAUAUAUAGAUAGGGAUAUUAAAAUACCCGACAAAUUUCUUGGUGAUAGUGAACAUCGGCACCGGGAGAGUGACAAACAUUAUGAAAAAGAUCAUAAAGAAGGAGCGGCUAAAAAAUUUGCUACAAUUAACAAACACUCUGAUAGCGGUCACAAAGAGGCCGAAGURUCCAAAUUAGGUGGUUUCAAGAACAAGUAUGCAGAGGGACGUAAGGAACUGGAUCACGAAAAGAGUGGCAAUUUUGGCGAAUACUCUCACGACAGGGGACAYGGGUUUGUCAAGUCGUGGUCGUGGGACAGGGCUAAUGCCAAACACGGAGCCGCAGCCGAAAUGACAAAAAAACUGGCCGAAGGAAAGGCUGGAGAUAAGGGAGGAUAUGUGUCAGUGAAGGCCAAGGGUAGCGAAGCGCACGACAAAAACGGUUUGACGUCUGCCGCCGGUGCGGCCGGUUAUGCAAAGGCCGGUCGUGUGGAGAGUAGUGAGAAAUCGGAAAACACUGGCAGUAAGGCUGACUAUGAUCAGGAGUUUCCUAUUUUUGGUUAA